Messenger RNA from Toxorhynchites rutilus septentrionalis, 1734 nucleotides. RefSeq names its product beclin-1-like protein (gene Atg6). Gene Ontology annotation, biological process: cellular response to nitrogen starvation; late endosome to vacuole transport; autophagy. Gene Ontology annotation, cellular component: phosphatidylinositol 3-kinase complex, class III, type II; phagophore assembly site; phosphatidylinositol 3-kinase complex, class III, type I. The record is from RefSeq and is a predicted model, not a curated record. The transcript is spliced from 3 exons. Bases 168 to 1442 code for a protein of 424 amino acids. NCBI's taxonomy places the organism in Eukaryota, Metazoa, Arthropoda, Insecta, Diptera, Culicidae.
AACAGCAAGCCUAAAAAGAUAUCGAAAUCAAAACAUAAAAGGAGCAUCUGCAUUCUUCUCGCUAAGACGCACUAAUGAAAGAGCCCCUUUAAGCCUCAUUUCGAAAUAACAUUUCAGGCCAGUGAUCGUAUAUGCAGCAAUUCAAGUGAUAAAUCUUCCUAGCGAACAUGAAUGACGCAAAAGAAAAUGUUAGUUUCUCCUGCCAGAGAUGUCUGCAGCCGAUCCACAUCGACGAUUUUUUUGCGGCCCUGGGAGAGCACACGCAAGCGGAGCUAGCACUCCCCAUCAAUCCCCACGUCGAGGUAGACAUCGAAUCGCAACUGACAAGUAUGGACCAUUUUGUGCCGCCCUUCCGCUUAACGGAGUGUAGCGGAGCCGACUCGCAUGGAUUUAUGUUGCUUACCGAUGGACCGGAUCGCGAGCUUUUUGGUAACACUCUUCGCAUCAAAGCCGAGCUGUUCGAUACUCUCUCGGACAAUUCGGAGAUCGAUCAUCCGCUGUGCGACGAAUGCACCGAUACGUUGCUGGAGCUGAUGGACAAACAGCUGAAGAUGGCCGAGGACGAGUGGAACGAUUAUAAUAACUAUUUAAAGAAACUGGAAAUGACGGAUGACGUCCCCAACAUUGAUCAGCUGGAGAAGGAAUUGGUAGAUCUGAAGCGGGAGGAAGAGCGCUUGCUGCAAGAGCUAGGGGAGCUUACUAGAGAGGAGGACGCAAUCAAACUGGUUGUGAAGGAACAAGAAGCGGAAAAGCAGCGGCUUGAAAAUGAGGAAGAAAAAUAUUGGCGAGAAUACACGAAACACCGACGGGAUGUCAUCACUAUGGAGGAUGAAUUUCGCUCGUUGGAGUGCCAAAUGUCCUAUGCCCAAGCACAGCUGGAUAAGCUGAAGAAAACGAAUGUGUUCAAUGUCACUUUCCAUAUCUGGCACUCGGGACACUUCGGGACGAUCAACAAUUUUCGCCUGGGACGGUUGCCGUCAGCUCCUGUUGAUUGGUCUGAGAUAAAUGCUGCUUGGGGUCAGACCUGCUUGCUGCUGUCCGCAUUGGCGCGAAAGAUGAAUUUCACCUUCAAAAACUAUCGGUUGGUACCGUAUGGCAAUCACUCGCACAUUGAAGUACUCGCCGAUGGGAAAGAGCUUCCACUCUAUGGGAGUGGAGGAUUUCGGUUCUUCUGGGAUACCAAGUUCGAUGCGGCGAUGGUGGCAUUCCUUGAUUGCCUGCAGCAAUUCAAGGAGGAGGUUGUCAAGAUGGAUCCAGGCUUUUGCUUGCCCUAUCGAAUGGAGAAAGGCAAGAUUGAGGAUUCCGCAACGGGAAACAGUUUAAGUAUAAAAAUUCAAUUCAACUCGGAAGAACAAUGGACCAAAGCGCUGAAAUUUCUGUUGACAAAUCUCAAGUGGGGACUAACGUGGGUGUCGUCGCAGUUCACCGAUGAGAAGCAUUAGAAGCAUCCGAUGGGGUUCACGCUUUGAAUGUGAUAUUUAUGUGAAAUCUUACGAAACGACAAAUGAUAAGUUGAAAUAAAAAAAAACGCUUUAGAAAUGUCAUCCUAAAGUAACGCAAAAAUGAAAUUUGCCAGCUCCUUUGCUGAUAGAAGCAGGCAAAUAAAGAAGGAGUGGGGCCUUUAUGUCUCAGCGUUACGUAUAUCGCGGUAGAAACUCCAGGUUCGAUGCUUCUUCUGAUCGGGGGAUAUUCGAAAACAAUACGGCUCGAACAAAAAACAUUCGAAUUUAACAC